Molecule: messenger RNA, 1945 nt
Organism: Pseudovirgaria hyperparasitica
Lineage: Eukaryota; Fungi; Ascomycota; Dothideomycetes; Acrospermales; Acrospermaceae
Product: peptide chain release factor eRF/aRF subunit 1
Exons: 5
Coding region: 384-1700 (438 amino acids)
Biological process (GO): cytoplasmic translational termination
Cellular component (GO): translation release factor complex; cytosol
Molecular function (GO): sequence-specific mRNA binding; translation release factor activity, codon specific
Source: RefSeq, a predicted model, not a curated record
UGCUGUGAUUAACAGAAGGAUAAUGCUGGUUUCUGAUUCAUAGGUACAAUGACCUAGAUUGACUGCAAUCAUUAUUCUGACUCCAACUCCUGACUGCUGCCCCCUCAUAAGCAGCCGCCACAGGAGCCCACUGAGGUCAUUGGCUGUGGCUGGGCUGGGUUGCUGGACUGGGUUGGACUGCGGGACUCGUGACUGGAAGCGAAAACACACCGCCGCUAAACUCGUAGCCGUACCCCUCGUCGCUCUACAUGAUACACACUGGCCUCUCCACAAAAUUUCCCUUCUUUUCAACACAUUCGUGUCUUGUCCGCUUCUGCGCCAACGACACUACUCUUACCUGCGUCGAGCAUCUUUGGAAGUAGGUUUAUCUGUACCUGCCCGAGAUGAGCGCACCGCCGCAGGGGCAAGGCGCUGACGCCGAAAAAAAUAUCGAGAUAUGGAAGGUCAAGAAACUGAUCAAACGUCUCGAAGCCGCUCGUGGUAAUGGAACCUCCAUGAUCUCGCUCAUCAUCCCACCCAAGGACCAGAUCCCCCGUGCGGCAAAGAUGUUGGCUGAAGAAUACGGCACGGCAUCUAACAUCAAAUCCCGCGUCAAUCGUCUCUCGGUUCUAUCCGCCAUCACAUCCACCCAGCAGCGUCUCAAAUUAUACUCAAAAGUACCCCCCAACGGCCUUGUCAUAUAUUGCGGUGAAAUUAUUACUUCUGAGGGAAAGGAGCGGAAGAUUAACAUCGAUUUUGAGCCCUUCAAGCCCAUCAACACUUCGUUAUAUCUUUGCGACAACAAGUUCCAUACUGAAGCGCUGAGCGAGUUGCUGGAGUCGGACCAGAAGUUCGGAUUCAUCAUUAUGGACGGUAACGGAGCGCUCUUUGGUACUUUGAGCGGAAAUACUCGUGAUAUUGUUCACAAGUUCUCCGUUGAUUUACCAAAAAAGCACGGCCGUGGUGGGCAGUCUGCACUCCGUUUCGCACGUCUUCGUGAAGAGAAGCGUCACAAUUACGUUCGCAAGGUCGCUGAGUUAGCCGUCCAGAACUUCAUCACUGCGGACAAAGUGAACGUGGCCGGUCUCAUUCUUGCUGGAUCCGCCGAUUUCAAGAACGACCUCAAUCAGUCUGAUAUGUUCGACAACCGCCUCCAGUCCAAAGUCAUCAAGGUCGUCGAUGUCUCGUACGGUGGUGAAAACGGAUUCAAUCAAGCCAUUGAGCUAUCAGGAGAGACGCUGAGUAACGUCAAGUUCAUCCAGGAAAAGAAACUUAUCAAUAAGUACUUCGACGAGAUCAGUCAGGACACAGGUAAGGUCUGUUAUGGUGUCGAGGAUACCUUGAAGGCGCUCGACGCUGGUGCCGCGGAAACCCUCAUCGUAUUCGAGAAUCUCGAGAUCACUCGAUGGACGCUCAAGAGUUCAGAAGGGACAGAGAUCAUUUUGCAUACAAACAAGCUUCAGGAAUCCGAUCGUUCGCUGUUUAUGGACAAAGAGACCGGACAGGAAAUGGAGAUUGCCGACCAGAUGCCAUUCCUUGAAUGGCUUGCAGAAAAGUACCGUGAUUUUGGCGCCACUCUUGAGUUUGUAUCCGAUAGGUCCAGUGAGGGCAACCAAUUCGUCAAGGGAUUCGGUGGCAUAGGUGCCAUUCUGCGAUACAAGCUCAACUUUGAGCAGCUCGCAGACUUCGACGACGACGAAGAUGAAUUUUAUGAUGAUUGACGAUUUCGCACCCUCGCAAUGAGCGAGGAAGCACCCCAGGGGCUCGCCGCGUCAGGCCCUGGGAGCAUUCCUCGCUCUACGUGUCCGAAUGAACAGGACACCCCAGCACUCGGGACGAGCGACGAGACGUUCGCUUCUCCCUGUUACGCCAGGCUAUAAUGUCGACCGACUACAUUGAUGCUUAUCAGACUCGAUGAGCAUCAAAAUGGGCUUGCUACAGUGCAGAGCUUUAAGGUUUUUUAUAU